AUUUUUGUUCUUUUCUCUGUUUUUAGCUGCUUGCAGAUGCCAGUGAAGGGAGAAUGAAAAUAAUUCUUGGAGAUAUAAUGGAUCUUAGUUUGGGAAACGUCUUUCCUCGGGAUUUAGCGCAUGACUGGAAACUUUCUCCACCCCCUUUUUACAUCAUUGGCAAUCUACCAUUUAAUAUCUCAACGCCACUUAUAAUUAAGUGGCUGAAAGAUUGUUCUAAACAUACGGGGCCUUUUGUAUAUGGACGCACGAGACUCUCACUCACAUUUCAAAAGGAAGUUGCUCUACGAAUGAUUGCUCGACCCGGCUCAAGAAAUAGAUGCAGGUUGUCAGUUGUUUGCCAGUAUUUAUGCCAUGUUAAUCAUCUCUUCACAAUUCCAGGAAGAGCAUUUUUCCCCAAACCUGAUGUAGAUGUUGGAGUUGUUAAAUUCACACCCAGAAUAUUGCCACUUAUUAAUCAACCAUAUGAUCUUGUGAAAAAAGUAGUAACACACAUUUUUCUUCAUCGUCAAAAGUAUUGUUUGUAUGGAUUAAAGUUGUUAUUCCCUAAAGAGAGAUUAGAUUUGGUUAAUGAAAUUAUAACAAGUACUAGGAUUAAUCCAGAGAGAAGAUCUUUUCAACUAGAGAAUGAGGAAUUUGCUGCUAUAUGUGAUGUAUAUAGUCAUAUAUGUGAAGAAAAUGAAGAUCUGCGUGACUAUAAUUUUGUGGAAGACAAAAAGAGGAAACUAAGACUUCGAAUUAAUGAAACAGCUGUAGAAAAUGAAAGUGAGUCACUGUUAUAAUAAAAUGUUAUUAAAAUAAUAA
Stegodyphus dumicola is the source of this 804-nucleotide messenger RNA. RefSeq names its product mitochondrial transcription factor B1 (gene mtTFB1). Gene Ontology annotation, molecular function: rRNA (adenine-N6,N6-)-dimethyltransferase activity; mitochondrial transcription factor activity. NCBI's taxonomy places the organism in Eukaryota, Metazoa, Arthropoda, Arachnida, Araneae, Eresidae. The record is from RefSeq and is a predicted model, not a curated record. Gene Ontology annotation, biological process: rRNA methylation; transcription initiation at mitochondrial promoter. Gene Ontology annotation, cellular component: mitochondrial matrix.